Aegilops tauschii subsp. strangulata is the source of this 1152-nucleotide messenger RNA. The record is from RefSeq and is a predicted model, not a curated record. Lineage: Eukaryota; Viridiplantae; Streptophyta; Magnoliopsida; Poales; Poaceae.
AUGCAGCAUGCCAACUUCCCUGAUUGGUUUAGAGAUCAUGUAAUGCAGCUGGAGCAGCAAAGGGGUACUGACAGCAUCGAUGAUGAUAUUAGAUGGUUGGCUCGUGGUCCAAUUGAGGUUGCACGAAGAUACAUAGGCUUCUGUACCCGUGGAUAUAGAUUUAGACCCAAGCGUUAUGAUAAGAAGACGCAAAACAGUGGAGUUGUUUUGACCACAAAAACAUCAAGUUAUGCUUCUGCAGGUGAUACUAACCCUAUACUUGGAGAUGUCAUGUACUAUGGGAAGAUAGUUGACAUAAUUGAGUUGGAUUAUUAUAGAAAAUUUUCGGUGGUGCUAUUCAAAUAUGAAUGGGUUAAUAGUACUAAAGAAAAAGAAGUAAAAAAAGAUAGGUUUGGUCAUACGCUUGUGAAUUUUUCACAGCAAGUCCAUGGUGGUGAGAAGAUAGAGGAUGAGCCUUUUGUAUUUGCCAAUCAAGUUGACCAAGUUUUCUAUACGAAAGACCGUACAAAUCCUGGAUGGUCAUUUGUGACGAAGGUGACUCCUCGAGACAAUUUUGACAUGGGUGAAGAAUGGAAUGAUAUAGAAAGUGAACCUUAUCAUGUCAGUAAUCUGGGUGAGCUUUUUGAUACUGCGCAUGGGAAUGAAAUGUGGACUAGAAGAGAUAUAGAGGGCACAACUGUAGAUCCUAUUACAAGUUCUGAUCCUGAAGCUUUGGAACUAAAUGAAAGCUGAUGCUCGGGGUGAAGUUAAUUUGAGAAUAAUGCCAAUGUUGCUGAACAAUCAUUCAAAGGAAAUGCGAUUCAAACGUCGUCGUCGAAGCAUGUUCAUGAACUUCAAUCUAUCAGAUACAAGUGGCCAAGGAAAUACCUCAGUUUUGUUAGCACACCUACUUCUCCAAGUCCACAUGAGGGAAUGCAUCCUUCUUUGUAUUUACCACCAUUUCUGCUACCUGUUAAGCGUAACUGCCCCAUGUAAAUUUCUUCUUGCUGUAGCUACAGUUAGGAUUCAGUGGUAAGUUGUCAGAUGUGGCAUUUGUGCAUUCAAUGUUGAAUGUACUGGGUGUUUGAUUUCUCAUGAAUUUGAAUACAGUUUGUUUUCUCAAUGAUUUAUCUAGAAUAUGUGUUGUUUUUAUUUAUUUUGAUUUAAAAUCAA